This is a messenger RNA of Eupeodes corollae, 979 nucleotides long. RefSeq lists its product as uncharacterized. Lineage: Eukaryota; Metazoa; Arthropoda; Insecta; Diptera; Syrphidae. The record is from RefSeq and is a predicted model, not a curated record. The transcript is spliced from 4 exons. The coding region runs from base 182 to 790 and encodes 202 amino acids.
UUCGAAAAGCUAGUGGCUACGUAGUCAAGGGGUUCUGAUUGGCUAAAUCUAGCUACAAAAGUAGUUGAAAUUUCCCCUCCGACGUAGUGUAAAAAUUUCGGCUAAAAAGUUAGUUGGCACUGAUUUUGACGUUUCACAAUCAGCUGUUGAAAAAAUUUAAAAAAGAUACAAACAUUUCAAAAUGAAACUUAUUGUGCAGUAUUUAGAAAUAAAUUACGAAAUAGAGGCAGAUGAAGAAAUUUGCAAUAAAAUCUUAACAGAUCCAGUGUAUGCCGCAGCAUUCAUGGAACAAAAUUUGAGUGCACAAAAUGCAGAACAUACGGAGGAAGAUUCAGUGUCUACUCCAACAAAUCUUGAUUAUGCACAAGAAAACACAGGCAAUAUAGAGAAAGAAUCUUCUUGGGAGCACCGCACCGUUCUUCUGUUUUUAGAAGAAUGUAGCAGGCAUAAACAUGAGCUAAGAAACCCAAAAAUCAGGCGCAGGACGGUGUUCCUUAAAAUUAAGGAGGCGAUGGAGGGUAAAGGCUACAAUUUUAAAGAGAGCUCGCUGGAAAAGAAGCUGGGCAAUUUAAAGAUAAGGUAUAACCGCAUCCUGGAUAACAACAAAAAAACUUCCACAGGUCGAGGGCGCAUGUCCUGGCCCUACUUCGAACAAAUGUGCCUAAUAUAUGAAGACGAAGUUAAUGUCAGGGAUGCGCCUACAGUGAGCUCUCUGAACCCUUCAUCGCUGUGUGCUCCCUCGGAUUGCACUCCCUCGGAUUGCACUCCCUUUGUAUUUGUUUUUAUUUAAUUUAAAAAUAUUGUUGUUAUUUGUUUAAAAUUCUUAAAACUUUCUCAAAUGUUUCCGAUUUUGCGUUUGUUUACUUUUGCAUCUGUCAUUAAUAUGACAGCUCAGGAUUGACUAGCUUUGUAGUGAAGUUUUGCAUUCACAAAUCUAGUUGAAUUUCGACUACGUAGCCACUAGCUUUUCGAAUGCGAC